AUGGAGGUUGGUCUGACAAUGGGAAAGGGGAAGUCCGAGGGUGGUAUCAACAUAGAGAUGGCCGAAGUCAAACAUGAGGAAACCGAGGUCGGUGCCAGUCCAAAAGCCGACAAAGACGUGGGCCGGGUGACUCCCACCAUAAUCAUUGAGCCACCCACACCACACACAUCGGCGAUUUUCAAGAGCACUGAGACCGAGGUCGGUACCAACACUGACAAAGGAAAGGGCCGGGAGAUUGGGCCGCCAGCCAGUGAGAUGGAGUGGAUCGUGCCCAAGUUAGCAAUGCGGCCAGAAUUGGGCUUGGCUGUCAAUUAUAUGCAACAAAGCUUUACACCCCCACCUGUUGAGCGCACGUCCCGGCCAGAAGGUUCGCGUUCGGUAUCCCGUUCUCGGCAGGUCAGCCCACCAGAUCCCAAGGAGGUUCAUCUUGACACGGCGCUCUAUCAGAAGAAGAUUGACUUUAGGUCCUUGAGCCCCCCACCGAACUUCGACAUGCAGACGAUGCAGCAGGAGAUCAGAAGACUUGCUCAUGGCCAAGCCGACCUCCUGCAGAAACUCCGAGACCAACAAGCGCAAGUCAGCGUCAUGGAGUCGUCUACCCCUACUAUGCGAGAGUAUUCGGCAUUUGUGGUCCGAAAACAAGAUAUUGACGCAAGUGCCCUUCUCCCCCUGGCGGUUGACUCACCCGUGACCCUGUCACAACGUCUUUUGGCGCUCGAAGAGAUUACCCGGUGUAUUCAAGAUCAAGAUUGGGCUAGCCGUCCUCUGUCGGAGAAAUUGCAAAGACUGGAAGCCGAGGUGAGGGAAGCUGUCAAGACACUGGAGAACAAGUGGGAGACUACGCCAGCUGUGUUACAAGAGAGUCUCACCUGGGGCUNUGAGAAACUUGCAAGCUGCAUCGAAACUGCCGAGCUAACACUCCACGACCUCACCAAAUCAGUCACUACUAUUUCGGAGCUCAACCUGCGGCUCGGUGCUCGCCAAUCAAGUCUGGAAUCACUCAUUAUCCAGUUCCUCGGCAACAAGGAGAAGAAGCACACUGGCAUCAAUACCAAUCACUCAGUCUCACCCAACCACAGUCAGAAAAGCCAGCAGGUACAAGUCUCCCUGACCCCAGGUGUCGUUCUGCCAAACCCAGUUUCAACCGAUCACGUGCAAGUCUCUCCAACCCCAGCCGUCUUUCUGCCCCCAGCAUCUGAGAGCCCAGCGGUCCUUCUGUUGGCGCCAAACCCAAUUCCUCCAACCUGGGCAAGUUCGCCUGGUCCUUACAUUGGGGGUAAUAGGAAGUCACCUCAGCUACAGAAACUCGAACCCACACUUCAAACCCCCGCACAGACCGAGUGCGGUUGUUUGAGCCAGACCCGUUCCAACAUGGUGUCAACUGGAUGGGACCAGGUUGGGCUGAUCCACGCUGCAUGGGAUUCAAAGCUCUUCAGCAGACCCAUGACACAUGAGCCCAUUCCAUGA
Molecule: messenger RNA, 1467 nt
Organism: Laccaria bicolor S238N-H82
Lineage: Eukaryota; Fungi; Basidiomycota; Agaricomycetes; Agaricales; Hydnangiaceae
Exons: 6
Coding region: 1-1467 (488 amino acids)
Source: RefSeq, a predicted model, not a curated record